AGAAUGACAAAACCUUUAACAAAAAUAUGAGAGUAUGCUAGACAUUCUACAACCGUCUGUUAAUCAUGAAAAUUAAUAUUGGAGUUGAACUGUGUUACUUUGAAAUGAUUUAAAAUCUCAGUCAUCGUGUUCAUAACCUUUUAUUGCCUUAUCCCUCAAGCGCUGGAAAUCUGCGAAGUGAAGUUCCGGUCACUGGUGGGUGUUCUGACGGCACUUCCAUGGGCAUUUGGAACAAUGGCGUGGGGGGGACUUGCUUAUUUCAUAAGAGAAUGGAGGACCCUACAGCUGGUUGCAUCAUUUCCAAACCUCCUCAUCUUGCCUGCUCUUUAUUUUAUAGACGAAUCGCCCCGCUGGCUAAUUACCAAAGGCCAACACGACAAGGCAGUGAAGGUACUGCAGAAAGCAGCGCGCUGGAAUAACUCCGAACUCCCCUCAGAGGCUGAGCUCAGAACUCUCAUGCAAGAAAUUGAAGAAGAGGCCAAGAGGAAGAGGGAGUCUGCCCCAAAAACUACAACUUCUACAAUUCGUAAGAAGCUGUCUGGCAUCCUGUCAAGACCUCUUCUCUGCAGCACGAAGAGAAUUAGCCUGAUCACAGUCAUCAUGUGCGUGGAUUACUUCGUAGCGGCCACCGUUUUCUAUGGCCUGAGUCUCAACGGCACCAACUUCAGCGCAGACCCUUUUAUUUACAUGAUCCUCUCCGGGCUUAUGGAAGUUCCAGCCUACUCCGUCACGGCGCCAGUCAUACAGAAGUUCGGCAGGAAGAAAACCACCGUCUUUGGCUUUGCUGUGACUGGUGUUGCCAUCCUAGCUCUGGCUUUUAUCUCUGAAGAUGUCGUGUGGCUGGUCAUGACGUUCGCUUUGGUGGGGAAGAUGCUUAUCAGUGUGGCUUUCCAGACCAUUUACGUCUACGUCAACGAGCUCUUCCCCACGGUCGUCAGAGGGGAAGGACUCGGGGUCGCCUUCAUAGCCUCGAAAAUCGGGUCGGUGAUUGCGCCUUACAUUACAGAGUACCUUGUUUAA
This is a messenger RNA of Macrobrachium nipponense, 1020 nucleotides long. Its product is annotated as organic cation transporter protein-like. Bases 235 to 1020 code for a protein of 261 amino acids. Lineage: Eukaryota; Metazoa; Arthropoda; Malacostraca; Decapoda; Palaemonidae. The transcript has 6 exons. Gene Ontology annotation, biological process: transmembrane transport. The record is from RefSeq and is a predicted model, not a curated record. Gene Ontology annotation, cellular component: membrane. Gene Ontology annotation, molecular function: transmembrane transporter activity.